Glycine soja is the source of this 2592-nucleotide messenger RNA. Its product is annotated as subtilisin-like protease Glyma18g48580. Gene Ontology annotation, molecular function: serine-type endopeptidase activity. Gene Ontology annotation, biological process: proteolysis. The record is from RefSeq and is a predicted model, not a curated record. The coding region runs from base 39 to 2390 and encodes 783 amino acids. NCBI's taxonomy places the organism in Eukaryota, Viridiplantae, Streptophyta, Magnoliopsida, Fabales, Fabaceae. The transcript has 11 exons.
GAUUACAUCCACACCAAAACAACAACUGAAGAUAUAUUAUGGCAUUCUCUAUCUUCAAACAUGUUCUGUCGUUAUUCCUUCUUUGCAUUUUCUUGCAGGAACCUACCAAUGCCCUUAGAAAGACCUACAUUGUGUACAUGGGAGGACAUUCUCAUGGUCCAGACCCUUUGCCUAGUGAUCUUGAAACAGCCACAAAUUCCCAUCAUGAUUUACUCGCUUCUUACUUAGGAAGUCACGAGAAGGCCAAGGAAGCAAUUAUAUACUCGUACAAUAAGUACAUCAAUGGCUUUGCUGCCCUACUUGAAGAGGAAGAAGCAUCACAGAUUGCAAAAAAUCCAAAUGUAGUUUCUAUUUUCUUGAGCAAAGAGCGCAAAUUGUUCACUACCAGGUCAUGGGAUUUUCUUGGACUGGAAAAAAAUGGAAAAGUCACUGCAAACUCCGCUUGGAGGAAAGCAAGAUUUGGAGAAAAUAUAAUCAUUGCUAAUAUUGAUACAGGGGUUUGGCCCGAACACCCCAGUUUCAGCGACAAAGGAUACGGGCCUAUCCCUUCAAAGUGGCGUGGAAAAGGUGUCUGUCAGAUUGACAGUUUUAAUGGUACAAAGAAAUAUCUGUGUAACAGAAAGUUGAUCGGAGCAAGAAUUUUUCUCAAAAGUCGGGAGGCGGGAGGUGGGAAGGUUGAUCAAACGCUACGCAGCGGACGUGACUUGGUAGGGCAUGGCACCCACACACUGUCAACAGCUGGUGGUAAUUUUGUUCCUGGUGCAAAUGUUGAAGGUAACGGCAAUGGUACUGCUAAGGGAGGAUCCCCUAGGGCUCGCGUUGUUGCCUACAAAGCAUGCUGGAAUAAACUGGAUGAAGGAGGGUGCUAUGAUGCAGAUAUUCUAGAAGCAUUUGAUCAUGCCAUUUAUGAUGGUGUUGAUGUCAUCUCUGCCUCGUUGGGUGGGUCUAAUCCCUAUCCCGAAGCCUUGUUCACGGAUGGGAUUUCCAUAGGGGCAUUCCAUGCAGUUGCCAGAAACAUAGUCGUAGUUUGCUCUGCUGGAAAUGAUGGACCAGCACCUUUAAGUGUCACAAAUGUUGCACCCUGGUCCUUCACCGUUGCUGCUAGUACAAUGGACAGAGAUUUUCGCAGCAGAAUUUCUCUCAGCAACAAUCAAUCCAUUAUCGGUGCCAGUCUCAAUCGAGGCUUACCGUCUUCGUCGCCAUCGAAAAAGUUCUAUCCGGUGAUUUAUUCUGUGGACGCUAGACUUCCUAGUGUGUCCAUUGAUGAUGCUCGUCUUUGCAAACCGGGAACACUUGAUCCUACCAAAGUAAAGGGAAAAAUACUAGUCUGCCUUCGAGGUAAUAAAUUAACUUCAGCCAGUGAGGGUGAACAGGGUAAACUUGCUGGCGCUGUGGCAGUUCUAGUGCAAAAUGAUGACCCAAGUGAUAAUUUACUUCUGGCCGAGAAUCAUGUAUUACCCGCUGCAAGUAUAAGUGGAACGGGAAGUCAUAAUAUUAAAAACGGUACAGGCAACAAUGGCAAUAACAAGGAGAUUUUAGCUUACUUGAGUGCUGCAGAAACAUAUAUAGGAGUAAAACCAGCUCCAAUCAUAGCAGGAUUCUCAUCCAGGGGUCCCAGUUCCGUGCAACCAUUGAUACUAAAGCCAGACAUAACUGCUCCUGGUGUGAACGUAAUUGCUGCUUUUACACAAGGAGCUGGUCCGUCUAAUCUUCCAUCGGAUAGACGCCGAUCUCUUUUCAAUGUGCAACAGGGAACUUCUAUGUCUUGCCCUCAUGUCGCUGGCAUUGCAGGUCUUCUCAAAACAUAUCAUCCUACUUGGAGUCCAGCAGCUAUCAAAUCAGCUAUUAUGACCACAGCUACAACACUAGAUAACACCAAUCAACCGAUUCGCAAUGCAUUUCAUAAGGUAGCAACUCCAUUCGAAUAUGGUGCCGGACACAUUCAGCCUAACCUUGCAAUUGACCCUGGACUCGUUUACGAUUUACGCACCACCGAUUACUUGAACUUCUUAUGUGCUUCUGGUUACAACCAAGCUUUACUCAACUUAUUUGCCAAAUUGAAAUUCCCAUACACUUGUCCCAAGUCUUACAGAAUUGAAGAUUUCAACUAUCCUUCAAUUACGGUGCGUCAUCCUGGGUCAAAGACCAUAAGUGUUACUCGUACAGUUACAAAUGUUGGGCCUCCAAGCACGUAUGUUGUGAAUACUCACGGGCCGAAGGGGAUUAAGGUUCUUGUUCAACCAAGUUCGUUGACUUUUAAGAGAACCGGAGAAAAGAAGAAGUUUCAGGUUAUACUGCAGCCAAUUGGUGCCCGUCGUGGGUUAUUUGGGAAUUUGUCUUGGACAGAUGGCAAGCACAGAGUAACCAGUCCUAUCACAAUUCUGCCUUAGAAAUUACUCUCGAUCAGCAUUCUUAUGUUAUCAUUGUCGUCUUUUGAGUGUGUUUGCAUUUGCUGUUUUUUAGGCUGUAAUAUGAGCGUGUUUCCUACUCCUAUUGCAUUAAGCUCUUUUUUUUUUUUUUUUAUGUAAAGCUUUGUCAUAAAUAAGGUAUUUUUAGAAUGCUGAUGGAAUUGGAGCUAUCAUCAAAGAACUA